AUGAACUGCGCGGCGGACCACGUCGUUGAACGACUGCCUACGGCGCGGCAACAACCCGCCGGUGAGCCCCACCGAUUUGGCCUGUUGGCCGUCGCCGCCUUCAGUUGCAUAUGCGUUUCGCUUACAUAUGGCUUCAACCUCAUAUCUGGUGCAAUGCAGGAGCGAUAUGGCCUCACCCAACGGGACUUGUCGACAAUCAGUACUGUUGGCAUUGCGGUUGGGUAUUUUGGUUUGCCGUACAGUUUUAUUUACGAUCAUUUCGGCCCGAAGCCCAUCUACUUCCUGGGGUUGCUCUGCUACCUGCUGGGCACUGUGAUGUUCGCGUUAACGUUUCAGGGAGUUAUUGAGGGUACUGUUUUACGACUUAGCAUAUACAACGCAUCCGUGACUCUUGGUUGCUCAAUGUUCGACAUGGGUGCUUUGGUGACACUGUUGAGCGUUUUCCCCUCAAAUCGUGGUGCCGUGGUGGCCAUGCUGAAGACCUUAAAUGGCCUCGGCGCAGCAAUUGUAGGGAGCGUUCGGCUGGCUUUCUUCAGUGAGAACACUUCUGCUUACUUUUACUUUCUGAUGACCCUUGUAAUUGUUAUUGGGACGCUUGCCACCGCAUAUGUACGCCUCCCAUCGUAUCACCUUACAGGUUACGAGGAGAAUCAUUUGAGUGAGGAGGAAAAGGUAAAACGGCUCAUGAGGAAGGCCGUAUACUUGCGGCAGAAGGCACCCACGUGGCGUUUCGUGCACGGUUUCGUCAUCUUAAUAGCACUCAUUGUAUUCCUCCCCACCCAGGGAGCGCUAUUAGCUUACCUGAAGCUUGGUUCCGAUUACAAGGUGGGAUUCGCCGUCGUCACCAUUAUUCUGACGUUGUUGCUCCCCCUAAUGGCGAUCCCGACAACCAAAUUCGAUGGCAACAACCAGCGUAUUGGCAUCGAUGAUAAAUCCCCCACUGAAGGUGCUGUUGGAAGUAACGAUGGCGAUUCGAGUGGUAGCAACGUAGUAGAAACAAACGUAGACUACAUUGCGCCGCAGUUCCAGGAGUCAUUUCUUGCUGGUUUGCGCACUCUGCGGCUCUGGUGCCUGAUGUUUACAAUAUUCUUCUGUGCCGGUUCACUAUUUGUUGUCAUGUUCAAUGCUCGUUACAUCUACACAGCUAUGGUAGGUGAGGCCCCUGAUGAGGCACUUAACACACUUCUUACUGUGCUUGGCGGUGCAGGCAGCGCCACGGGGAGGCUGGGGAUGAGUUUUUUCGAAGUUUGGUCGCAGAAGCGUAAACCGGAACAGCGCGUUCCCAUCACUGUUGUGCUUUUCAUCCCGACAACCUUCGUCAUCAUUAUGUUGACGAUGUUCCUCACGGUCCCGAAGAGUGUUCUUCCUCUCUCGUAUUUUAUUGGCGCCCUUGCUAACGGAUGCAACUCAGCUACAAUCAUUCUUGUGUCGCGGACAAUAUUUGCCAAGGACCCCGCCAAGCAUUACUACUUCUGUUACAUAGGUUCAUUGUUGUCUGCCAUCUUCCUCAACCGCUUGUUGUAUGGCGAGUGGUACACGCAUGAGGCUGAAAAGCGUGGUGAAGUUGUAUGCACGGAUAAGGUGUGUGUGAUGAUGCCGAUGAUGCUGUUACUUGUUCUUUCUCUCUUGGCAUUUGUAAGCAGUUCAUAUGUUCAUGUGCAGUACCGCCGGCUCUGCACCAAAGCUUUGGAAGAGCGGCGCCGCAUUCGUGAGGAAGAAGCUGCAGCGCGGAGGCAGCUCUCCGGUGCCACUGCAACGGCGGAACUUCCCAACUAA
Trypanosoma brucei brucei TREU927 is the source of this 1776-nucleotide messenger RNA. RefSeq lists its product as hypothetical. Lineage: Eukaryota; Euglenozoa; Kinetoplastea; Trypanosomatida; Trypanosomatidae. Bases 1 to 1776 code for a protein of 591 amino acids. The transcript has a single exon. Gene Ontology annotation, cellular component: membrane. Gene Ontology annotation, biological process: transmembrane transport. Gene Ontology annotation, molecular function: transmembrane transporter activity. The record is from RefSeq and is a predicted model, not a curated record.